ACACUGCAAAAACCAGGGUGUUAAAUAUUCAACACCAGCAUGGAAUAGAAAAAUAUCAACACCCUUGGUGUUCAUUUCAUGUCCGAUUGGCGAAAAAUAACACCAACGGUGUGAAAAUAUUCAAUUACAGGCUGAUGGUGUCAUAUUUGGUGUUAUAAAAUCGCACAUGCGCAUAAGCUAGAGAAUUCGACGAAAAUCAUUGGACGAAAGUUGUCAUAUGAUCCGAUAUGCGCCUCUGCAGCUGCGCGCGCACAGCUAGACGAGAGCAUGUGGCUAGAGAAUUUCACUGGCACUGACUUGAAGUCUUGAUUCUGGAGUAGUAAUUCUUCAAAUUAGGCCUAGAUUCUAGAUGUGAAGUGAUCGAAGUGCAUGCAACCAUGCCAUUAAGCGUCAGGGUCUGUUCAGCGGAUCGAAGUAUUAGAAAAUACCUGCCUAUAGAUCCAGAAGACACAGUAGGAUUCUUUGAACUCAUCAGAAGAAAAUUCCACAUAAGGGAUGGGGAAGAUCUCGUACUUGUGGAUGAACAAGAAGGGUUUGGUAUAGACGAUGACGUACUAGGAGAUGUGGUGACCAGCAAUCCCACAGUCAGCCUCAUGGUGCUAAAAGAAGAUGAAGAAUGGUCUGGUUCAGAUGUACAUAGCAUCACAAGUGCAGACACUAUCAAGGUGGAUACCAGCUCCUCUUCCCUGAGUAGCUCAGAAUCUGAUUCAAGUUUUUGCUCCAGUAGAAAGAGGCCACGAUUAAAUGCCCUCAGUGAAUCAGGUGCAAUCACUGACAACUCUUGUGAGUUUGUACAAGAAAUUUUGCGGCACAGAGGUGAUGCCAUUCUCCGAGAGUAUGAAUUGACUGGAGCACUUCAAGAUAAAACUAGACGGCAGAUGAUUAACCUUUUGGUAGCCCACAUGCAAGAACACUAUGGCAAACAUCCAAAAGCAGCUAUGAAAACCAAAUAUGCCAUGGGGAUAGUGAAUCUGUUUCCAAGACUCAAGGAUCCGUUUACUAGCACAGGUCAUGAAGCUUAUUUUGAUGCAAGAAGUAACACGGGAUUCCUGGCUGCUAGAAUAAAAAAUGUUAACCGCACAACAGAGGAGAAGACAUCCAACCCAUUACCCAAGCCAUCAAGCAGAGAUGGUGGUCCUGGGAAGGUCCGAGAAGGUGACCAAGAAUCUGCUCCAGGCUGCACCUAUGAUGAAGACCUCAACUGGUUACGACACUGUCCAACAUUAGAACGUGAUUCUACCCUGGUUGUUGAAAAGAUGAAAUCCACUUUUCCUGUUAGACAGCAUAUGGUCAGGGACGGACGCUCCGCAUCGGAUAUUUUGGAACAGUUUCCUUUUGAAACUGUUCCAGGUUUGAUUGAGGUAGAUUUUCGGAAACUUUUUCCUGAAAAUCACUCGCGUUUCCUGACCAAAUGGCCCGAGUUGAAGCCCAAGGUUGUUACACUUGCAAGACAACUUCUGAAGCAGAAAGGAAACUUGACAGUGAUGGAGCUUCUGUCAUCUUAUGACAGUUCUGAUCAAAAUAAAGAAGGAUGGAAUUCCAGCACAUCUGCUAUCCUCCUCCUCUUGUGCCUAUUGCCUCCUGCAAGCCAAGGGAAGUCCAAAGCUGCGUCAGCAAAAGUGUCCAUUUCUUCAGCUCUCUCGAGGGUUAUUCAAUUUCAGAAGACAGGAGGGAGUAUUCAAGCAUUCCUCGACAACACAAAAGAGACCAAGAGUCAACCGUUCCUUCUGGCAAUUGGCAAUUCCAAGGCCCGAAUCACCAACUACAUGAUCAUUGUGGAUCACAAGGCCAUUCCAUGUUCGGCACGCACGGUCGAAGCAGCAGUAGAUUUACUCUUCAAGACCCACUUUGUCUUUGGCCUGCAGUACUGCUUGUCUCUGCGGCAGUUCUGGACUUUUGUCCAGACUGCCAUUUUUGAAAUCGAUAUCGGAGUGUCCCGGGAAACACCAAGAGUACGUGAAAUUAGAUCGAAAUUGUUAGCACCAUGAUUUGCUUCAAAUGCCACAAACAGUUUGCAAUACCCAAAUUGGUUCAACAUUUGAGAUUGAAACAUGGAGUUAUUGAAGAUGGUAAAGAAGUAUUGACCUGUGGGCAGGGAGCUUGUGCGAGAACAUUUCAUACUUUUCGAGGAUUUCGGGGACAUUUGCAGACUCACCUUAAAACCGAUUUUCCAGAUAAUAAAGAGCAGUCUAAUGAAAAUGAUAAAGUGAGUGACUUUCCUGAAGAAAGUCUUGAAAGUCUUCAAGAAUACAAUAUUAAUAAUGAUGAGAUUGUUGAAGAUCAGGAUGUAUAUGAAGAUGACAUUUUAUCUGUAGAUACCUUGAACAGGCAGUGUGUAAAUGUAAUUUCAAAAUUUUCAGCAAAUAGUGCAAACUCUGGAAAAGUUGUAAAUGAUGUAGUAGAAACAACCAGUGCGAUUGUAGGUGAUGUAGUAAAAAGUGCAUCGGCAGCCGUUACAGCUGCUUUCUUAAAACAUAAGCUGCCUAUAGAAUCCGAGGCUUAUAAGGAGAUUCAAACACAUUUUGCUAUGCUUGAAAAGCCCUUUGAAAAUUUGAAUUCAGAAUAUAAGCGGACAAAGUAUUGUGAAUCAAUUGGACUUGUUGAACCACAAGAAAUCAAGUUAGGCAUCCGAUAUGAUAGUCGUCUCAAUAAAAGAACUAAGCAGUAUGAACAGAUUGCUAUUGAAGAUACAUUUGUUUACGUUCCCAUUUUAGAUUCUUUGAAGCAGCUUUUAAGCAAUAAAGAUAUAUUGCAUUUUGCUACUCAUGACCAUAAGAGCACAGAUGGUGUAAUGAGAGAUUAUUGUGAUGGUUCACAAUUUGAGAAAACCCCUCUUUUCCAUGAAGAUGAGAAUGCCCUCCAAAUUCACUGUUUUUAUGAUGAUUUCGAGACUGUGAACCCCAUUGGUUCAAAAACAAAAAUUCACAAGAUAGGUGCUUUAUA
Strongylocentrotus purpuratus (purple sea urchin) is the source of this 2943-nucleotide messenger RNA. RefSeq lists its product as uncharacterized. The coding region runs from base 378 to 1988 and encodes 536 amino acids. The transcript is spliced from 9 exons. NCBI's taxonomy places the organism in Eukaryota, Metazoa, Echinodermata, Echinoidea, Camarodonta, Strongylocentrotidae. The record is from RefSeq and is a predicted model, not a curated record.